AUGGCCCUCGCCCUCCUGCUCCUGGGUGAGCCCGGCAGCACCGCCUUGCACUGCACGGGCACUGCACUGCACGGGCGCUGCACUGCACGGGCGCUGCACUGCACGGGCGCUGCGCAGGGUCGGUGUGCGUAUGGCACGGAGCCAUUCCCCGUGCGGCUGGCCGGGGGUCCCGGGCGCUGUGCCGGGCGGGUGGAGGUGCAGCACAACGGGCAUUGGGGCACCGUCUGCGAUGACGACUGGGGGCUACCGGACGCGACGGUGGUCUGCAGGCAGCUGGGCUGUGGGACUGCCCUGGCUGCCCCACCGGGAGCCUGGUUUGGAGAGGGUUCGGGUCCCAUCUGGCUCAACGGGUUGCGGUGCCGGGGCACCGAGGAGCGUCUGGCCCUGUGCCGGCACCGGGGCUGGCGUCCCCACGUCUGCGCCCACGAAGAGGAUGCCAGUGCUGUCUGCUCAGCGCACCGCUUCCAGCCCCUCAGCACCACCGAGCCACCCUGGACCCCCACGCCGUCACCCACCAUCACCCAGCCACCCGUUACAGCAUGCACGGAUGCAGCGUGCGCAGGGGGUCCCACCAUGCGGCUGGUGGGGGCUGCGGGGCGCUGCGCCGGCCGGCUAGAGAUCUUCCACGCUGGGCACUGGGGUACCGUCUGCGACGACCUGUGGGGGCUGCCGGAUGCGGCAGUGGUCUGCCGGCAGCUGGGCUGCGGGGCUGCCCUCGACGCCCCCCGGGCAGCUUUUUUUGGCGAGGGCACCGGGCCCAUCUGGCUGGAUGAUGUGCGGUGCCAAGGGAACGAGUCAUCCCUGCUGGGGUGCCCGGCUUCCCCCUGGGGCGUCACCAACUGCCAGCACCGGGAGGAUGCCGCCGUUGUCUGUGCAGAUGAGCUGGCCAACCUGGAUGCCCACCCUGCAGACCCCAGUCCCCACCGACCACAGAUGAAGCUGGACUGGGUGACCCCCUCCACACGGCCCCGUGCCCCUGGCUCUCCCCAGAGCACCACAGUCAGCCAGUCUGCUGCAAGGACAGCCCGCAAGGGCUGGGGCUGUGCUGGGCAGACUGUGCAUGAUUUGGGCAAAGUGAGACUGUACUGGUCAUACUGGUGCCAUACACCUUUCCCCCUGUGCACAGUGGUGCCAGCCCGGCUGAGGGGCAGCCACUUACGUUGCACUGGGCGCCUGGAGCUCCAAUUCGCCGGCAUCUGGAGCUCUGUCUGCGCCGAAGGCUGGGGCCUGGAGGCUGCCCGGGUGUUGUGCCGCCAGCUGGGCUGUGGUCGCCCGCGCCUCGUCCCGCCACCCUGCAGCCCCGCGGCAGCCGGUGCUUCCCCGGCAGUGCUGCAGCGGGUGCAGUGCACUGGGCUGGAGCCGGACCUGGAGCAUUGCAUCCUCCAGGCAGGGCACCCAUCAUCCUGCCCCACGGAUAGGGUGGCUGCCGUCGAGUGUGAGGAGCCUUUUCAGCUGCGGUUGGUGGGUGGCCCCCGGCGCUGCGCUGGGCGGUUGGAGGUGAACCAUGAUGGGCGGUGGGGCACAGUCUGCGAUGAUGGCUGGAGCAGGACCAACGCAGAGGUUGUUUGCCGGGAGCUGGGCUGUGGGGUGGCAGGGCCUGUUGGUGACCUCCCCCGGGGACGGCCCCGCUUCGGCCCCGGUGCUGGACACAUCUGGCUAGAUGACGUCCGCUGCCAGGGUCAGGAGGGGACCCUGCAGAAUUGUGCCCACCGCAUCUGGGGACGCCAUGACUGCACCCACCAGGAGGACGUCGGCGUGGUCUGCCAGGAUGCUUGAGCAGCGCAGCUCUGCCCCUGGAUGGUCCCCGAUCUCGACAGCCACCAUGUCCCCCUCCAGAGCAACCCUCCUGUGUAUCUCCCUGGGGGACCCCAUGCACAACACCCCACAGGAGGCCAUGGGUGGCAGCCCAUGGCCCUGCCCCAGCCCCUUGUCCUCCUGCACAGUCAUUAAAUGUGGAG
Phalacrocorax carbo (great cormorant) is the source of this 1958-nucleotide messenger RNA. The record is from RefSeq and is a predicted model, not a curated record. NCBI's taxonomy places the organism in Eukaryota, Metazoa, Chordata, Aves, Suliformes, Phalacrocoracidae.